This is a messenger RNA of Cricetulus griseus (Chinese hamster), 5734 nucleotides long. The record is from RefSeq and is a predicted model, not a curated record. NCBI's taxonomy places the organism in Eukaryota, Metazoa, Chordata, Mammalia, Rodentia, Cricetidae.
CCGGGGACAGUUAGGUGAAGAUAGAAACUCUGGACACUGUGUGUGUGUGUGUGUGUGUUAUUCCAAUCCGGGGACAGUUAGGUGAAGAUAGAAAGUAAGGGUGGGGAGGAAUUUCCAGGAAACGAAAGCGAAAGAGACAUUAAUUAAAACUCUGAGCAGCUUUGGGCGACCUGGCAGUCGCGGUUCCUGGCCAGCCAGGAUGGCAGAGUCCGGCCCGUUCCCGCUACUGGUCGAGGGGUCUUGGGGCCCCAAGCCCCCGAAGACCUUGAUCAACAAGUUGCAAAUGUACUUCCAGAGCCCGAAGAAGUCGGGCGGAGGGGAGUGCGAGGUCGUUCAGCAGCCGGGGAGCCCGGCGUGCUUCCUGGUGCUCUUCUCCCCGGAGGACGUUCGUCAGAAUGUUCUGGAGAAAGAAAAUCAUGAGUUAGUGUGGCAAGGAAAGGGGACAUUCAAGUUAACUGUCCGGUUGCCCGAAGACCCAGAUAAAGCCUCAGUCUCUAAGGCAGUUCCAGAAAAGGAAUCCAAGACAAAAAAUGAUGCUGCAAAGACAGGUUUUCCCAGCGACAGAUCAGAAAAAAUGGAAGAUGUCCCCACAGAAUGUGAAAAUAUUUCCUCCAUGGUGGCAUUUGAAAACCUGUCAGAGAAAGUGUCUGACGUGGUGCUAACCUUCCUAGUGGAGAACAUAAGUGGCUUCCCCAGUGAAUGCUUUAAGGUGGAAGUGAUCCGAGAUUUUGGUGUGGCUGUGGUUACCUUUCAGAUGCCUAUAGAUACCAAAAAAUUUAUUACUGAUUGUAUCAGUCACCAUUCAAACCGACAACUUCAACUUGUCCCAAGACUUUUGGAAACAACAAAUGUAGUUAGGGUGGAAAACCUGCCUCCUGGGGUAGAUGACUUCCAGCUGCAGCUCUACUUUGAAAAUCCUUUCAACGGGGGCGGUAGAGUCGCCCAUGUGGAAUGUUUCCCAGAAGAGAGUUCAGCGCUGGUUGAAUUUGUGGACAGCAAAGUGUUAGACACCAUUAUGGCCAAGAAACACAGUUUCAACAAGAUGCCACUGUCUGUCUUCCCCUAUUAUCCCUCUCUGGGCACAGCCUUAUAUGGUGAGGAGAAGCCACUGGUCAAGCUUCCAGCAUCUUUCCAAGAGUCACUGGGUCUUCCUCUGUGGAAGUUCUUUCAAAAGAAUAAUCAUCUGAUCGAGGAGAUCAAUGACAAAAUGAGAUGCUGUCACUGUGAGCUAAUGUGGUCUGAAAUCAAUGGCACAUUGACCAUCAGACCUGCUGCCACCUUAGCCAGUCAUAGACCAAGCAUCAAGACCUGGCAGAGAGACGCAUCCAAGGCGCUCUCUGCCAUCAGGUCUAAGUAUGAAGUUAAGCUGUUUGAAGUGUAUUCACCAGUGUGGGACAUCAUACGGCAUGAGCUAAGAGACGACAGGAUUUUGAUUGAGUUUGAUAAGGACUGUCUCACCUUAGCAGGAAAAUCAGAAGAUGUCCAAGACAUCGGUCAGAAAAUCAAGGAAUUAAUAGACAGCACCACGGAAAAGGUCAGAAAGGAGGAGCAGAGUCUGAAGGAGAAAGUGGCCAUUUCUCCGGGGAAACAUUUUCUUUUGGAACACAGUGGCUUUCUGGAGGAUCUAAGCAAAGACUACCCAGAGAUGGAGAUUCAUUAUGAUGCUGCCACUCAGAACCUGUGCUUUAAAGGAUUCCAUGUAGAUGUGUAUAAAGUAAAGUGUGAUAUCCAGGAAAAGGUGUAUUCCAUGUCUCAGAAAGAGGUCCGGGUUCCUUCUGAAGUCUUCAUGUUCCUGCAGCAAGUAAACAGUCAGGAAUUCUCCAAGACUCUUUUUGAAGCACAGAAAAUUCUCGCCACGUAUGAGCUGAAGGGCACAGCUCUUCUCUUGACAGCCUGUUCUUUAAGAGCCCUGGCAGAAGCAGAGAAGCAAGUUGCCGAUGCCUUAAGUUAUAAGCUCAUUGAAGUUGAGGACAAGGAAGUUCUUACAGGCAACGUAUGGAAAAAGAAAAUUCACCCUCUGCAAAAGAGAUACAACUCUACUGCAACUAUUAUAAUAAAGAAUGAACUAACUUCAGGAACCCCAGCUGAGGUCAUCAUUGCAGGCUGUGUGAGAGAAGUAAAUGAAAUCUAUGACCAGCUUUUUGAAUUCUUGGAAAACAACAUGAAAAUUGAAAGACUGUUUGAAGUAGAACCAUCCCUGAUUAUUGACUAUGUAAAGACAGACAAGAAGCUAUUCUGGCCCAAGAUAAAGAAGGCAAAUGUGCAGGCAAGUUUUAAGCUGGAAGAUGAACCAAAAGGCAUUUUACUAACUGGCUCUAAAAGCAAAGUUCUGGAGUGCAUGAACAUGGUCAAGCAGAUCCAGGAUUCAGCGUGCAUUAAAAGAUUCCAGAUUGAUAAACCUGGUGCCAAGCACUUCUUCCAGGAUAAAGCAUCAUAUUACAAAAGUGAGAUCAAACGCCUGUAUGGAUGCGUCAUUGAACUCCAGGAGGAUGGAGAGAAGGAGAAAGGCAGCCUUAAGGAGCAGAAGUGCCAUUUACAGAUAGACAUAGCUCCUGGAGUCACGCUGAUUGUACAGCAGGGAGACCUGGCUCAGUUUGCUGCCGAUGUGGUAGUGAAUGCAUCAAAUGAGAAUCUGAAACACAUUGAUGGUCUCGCAAAAGCUCUCUCAAAUGCAGCUGGCCCUGAACUUCAAGCAGAAUGUGACAGGAUAGUACGAAGUAGAGGCACGGUCUUAACUGGCAAUGCCGUUAUCUCAAAAGCAGGCAAACUCCCUUGCCGUCAUGUCAUCCACGCAGUAGGACCUCGAUGGAAAGGAGAUAAGGCCCAGGAGUGUGUGAGUCUGUUAAAGAAAGUUGUGGAUCGAAGUCUCACUUUAGCUGAGGAGUACAAGUGUCAAUCCAUAGCCAUGCCAGCUAUCAGCUCUGGAAUCUUUGACUUUCCCUUAGACCAGUGUGUGGCAACCAUUGUUUCAGCCAUCAAAGACAACUUCAAGCGUAAGUCAGACAGAAGUACGUUGAAAAAAAUUUAUCUGGUAGACAUAUCUGCAAAGGUUGCUGGGGCUUUUGCUGAAGCUGUAGAAACUGCAUAUAAAGCCACCAUCUCCCACGCUGCUUCCCCACCCAGUUUAAAAGCAUUAGAACUGGUACCACCUGGGAAAAUACCAGAGAGAGAGGAUUGUCUACUGGUGUCACAAGAAGGCCUGAGAAUUCGGCUGGUGGAGGAAGGUGUGCAGCAUGCAAAGACCGAUGUCAUUGUCAACUCCAUUCCCUCGGAUCUUGCACUCAACAGAGGACCCCUUUCUCAGGCCUUAUUGGAAAAGGCUGGGCCAGGCCUCCAGGAGGAAUUGAAUCAAGCAGGACAAGGUGUCGCUGUCAAUGCGGGCACAAUUCUACAAACCAGCGGCUAUAAUCUGAACUGCCACCAUGUACUUCAUGUGGUGGUGCCACAGUGGAAAGCCAAAAACAGCGCAUCGUCAGUGAAGAUCAUGAAAAACAUCAUCAGAGACUGUCUGAAGAUGGCCGAGGAGCAGUCUCUGCAAUCAAUUGGAUUUCCAGCAAUAGGAACAGGAAAUCUGGGGUUUCCUAAACCUGAAUUUGCUAAAUUAAUCAUUUCAGAAGUGCUCAAAUUUAGUAGCAGGAACCUGAAAACUUUACAAGAAGUUCAGUUUCUGUUGCACCCAAAAGACCAAGACAACAUUAAGGCAUUUUCAGAUGAAUUUGACAGAAGGAGUAACGGAAACCCUAGUGACCACAGUCCCAAGGCUGAAGACACACAAGGUUAUUAUGGAAGUCUUUCCAGUCCUACUUUAGGAGUUCAUGAAAUGAAUAUUGGCCCGAUCCUCUUCCAAGUGGCCACAGGGGACAUCACCAAAGAAGUGGCAGAUGUGAUUGUCAAUUCAACAUCAAACACAUUUAAUCUCAAAUCAGGAGUGUCCAAAGCAAUUUUGGAAGGUGCAGGACAAAAUGUGGAGGCAGAGUGUUCUGUCUUGGCUCAACAGAACAAGGAGUAUAUAGUUACUGUUGGUGGAUUACUGAAAUGCAAGAGUAUUAUCCAUGUUGUUGGUGGGAAUGAUGUCAAAAGAUCAGUUUCCUGUGUGUUGGAAGAAAGUGAACAACGGAACUACACAUCCAUUUGCCUACCAGCCAUUGGCACAGGAAGUGCUCAACAGGACCCAGAUGCAGUUGCUAAGGCCAUAAUGGAUGCCAUUGAAGAAUUUAUCCAGAAAAAAGCAGUGCGGUCUGUGAGGAAAGUGAAAGUUGUCAUCUUCCAGCCCCAUAUUCUGAAAAUUUUUUAUGACAACAUGGAAGACAGAGAAGGCUCCCUGCCUCCUCCUCAGACAUCUAUGCUGUCUAAGAUUGCCUCCAUUUUUGGAUUUUCAAAGAAUGCUCCCCCCAAACAGAACACCCUGUUUUUGGAGAAGAAAAUAGAGCAGACAGUUUUCCAGGUAUGUGGUGCAGAUACAGAUAGUGUGGAACGCACGAUCUCCUGGAUACAGAAUCUGAUCACUGAUGAGCAGUUAUCCUAUACCAGUCAUGAUGAAUGUAUCCGAGACUUUAAUGAGAGGGAGUACAAGAAACUGAAUGAGCUGCAGGAGAGACUGAAUAUCAUCAUUGACCUGGACAAGAAGGCACCUCUGAUUACAGUUGAAGGAAUUAGCAGAGAUGUGGUACGAGCUAGAGAUGAGAUUGAAGAACUGAUCAAGAGCAUUCGAUUGGCUAAAGAAAAGGAAAGCCAUGCAGACUAUGUCUCCACAUUCGUGGAAUGGCAAUACAUUGACAACAACGUCACAUACAGUUUUGACAAAAUGGCUAACAUGGAGUUGGAGGAAGCACGGAAGGCAAAGAGCAAGAACACUGUGGUCAAAAUUAAUAAUCACAACUUCAUAGUGAACUUGAGCACAAACAUGGCCAUAGGCCCUGGAAGACAGAGUCUCACUGUUCAGCGCCUCUUAAAAACUGAAGCUGAAAUCCCUCCAAAUUGGAGUGACAUGAAGCAGAAGAAUUUGCUUGUGGUCAGUCUGCAACCCAAUGAUCCUGAAUACAACAUGGUGGCAAGCAAGUUCAACCAGACCAGCACAAACUUUAUCAUAGAGAAUAUCAAAAGGAUCCAGAAUCCAUAUCUCUGGAGCAAGUACCAGGCAAACAAAAAAGUUAUGGAUGAAAAGAAUGGCCAUGGAAGAAAUGAGAAUCAGCUCUUCCACGGGACGGAGGCUAGCUGUAUUCUACACGUCAACAGCCAUGGGUUUAACCGCAGCUAUGCUGGGAAGAAUGCUACGUGUUAUGGGCAGGGAACCUAUUUUGCUGUCAAUGCUUCCUAUUCUGCCAGUGACACAUACUCCAAACCAGAUGCCAGUGGGAAAAAGCACAUGUACUAUGCACGGGUUCUCACUGGGAACUACACAGUUGGACACUCAUCACUGAUUGUGCCUCCUUCAAGGGACCCUCUAAACCCUACUGACUUGUACGACACUGUCGUAGAUAAUGAUCAAAAUCCAAGUAUAUUUGUAGUGUUUUAUGACAAUCAAACAUACCCAGAGUAUCUUAUCACGUUUAGGCGGUGAUACUUCAGGGCACCUUCCAAGAGAAAUUUGAGUUCAUGUAUCUGCUGUAAGACAAAUGUUAGCUGUUUUCCUCCUUAAGCUUUCUGUAAGAGCACAAGUUCUUUCAUGGACAUGCCAUGGACAUGUUUCCUCAGCUGUUCCUCCAUGGUGGAAAUAAAUCCACUUGAAAGCCAA